Mastomys coucha (southern multimammate mouse) is the source of this 8152-nucleotide messenger RNA. RefSeq names its product huntingtin interacting protein 1 (gene Hip1). Gene Ontology annotation, cellular component: extrinsic component of postsynaptic membrane; clathrin-coated vesicle; actin cortical patch. Bases 782 to 3793 code for a protein of 1003 amino acids. Gene Ontology annotation, molecular function: clathrin light chain binding; phosphatidylinositol-3,5-bisphosphate binding; phosphatidylinositol-3,4-bisphosphate binding. The transcript has 31 exons. Gene Ontology annotation, biological process: clathrin coat assembly; endocytosis; actin filament organization. The record is from RefSeq and is a predicted model, not a curated record. Lineage: Eukaryota; Metazoa; Chordata; Mammalia; Rodentia; Muridae.
UCAGGAGGCCAACCACAGCCUCUCAAUUACCUCAUUGUCCAAGGGGGGUGGGGUGGGGAAAAGCCAUGUGGGGAGGGGACAAGGGGGUGGACCCCUGCCCUCGUUGGAAUGUGCAUGCUGGUUGAAGGGGCAUCUGUCCCGCCCCUCUGCCACCUCCCCCGCGUACUUCCUGAGUCCCACCGAGCCCUCCACGGAAACACGCGCGCGAACACACACACACACACACACACACACACACACACACACACACACACACACACACACACACACACACACACACACACACACACACACACAAAAACACUUCCUGACGGUCUCCAGCUCCUGGCUCUCCUGGCUCUCCAAUGAUCCUGUCCCAUCCGCCUGGACAGCUGCCGAAAGAGACCUUUUGUUAUUCAAAUCACACCCUCCUCCCUGAGCUCCCAGGGACCUCAGGGUCCCGGAAUCCAUCUCUGGUUGUCCUCACCUCUUGCAGCGGAUCUCAGGGUUUCCCGGGCCCUCCCCUCCACAGCAUAUUCUCCAGCUCCACCGAGGGACCGCGCCUCCCCCGCCGGCGCGCUUCCCCUCCCGUCCUCUCCCCUUCCAUCCCCUCCCCUCCCGCCCCGCCCCCGCCGUGCUCCGUCCAGCCGCGGUGCCGCCGGCCACCACCAGGGCCCCCGUCGGCCGCGGUUGCCAGCAAGGAGCAUGGCACCCCCGGGGCUGCAGUAGCCGCCACCAGCCUUCACUGGGGGGGUACCCGGUAUCUCCCAGGGUGUGGGGAGGACACCCUAUCGCUUCGGCCAUGGAUGUGAACAAGAUGACUGUCAGCGUCAAUAAGGCCAUUAAUACGCAGGAAGUGGCCGUGAAGGAAAAACAUGCCAGGACGUGUAUUCUGGGUACCCACCAUGAGAAAGGGGCUCAGACCUUUUGGUCUGUGGUCAACCGACUGCCUCUCUCCAGCAACGCCAUGUUGUGCUGGAAGUUCUGCCAUGUGUUCCACAAACUUCUUCGAGACGGACAUCCAAACGUGCUGAAAGACUCUCUGAGAUACAAAAAUGAGUUAAGUGACAUGAGCAGGAUGUGGGGCCACCUGAGCGAGGGGUAUGGACAGCUGUGCAGCAUCUACCUCAAACUGCUGAGAACAAGGAUGGAGUACCACACCAAAAAUCCCCGGUUCCCAGGCAACCUCCAGAUGAGCGACCGACAGCUGGAUGAGGCUGGAGAAAGUGACGUUAACAACUUUUUUCAGCUCACCGUGGAGAUGUUUGAUUACCUGGAGUGUGAACUGAACCUCUUCCAGACUGUGUUCAGCUCCUUGGACAUGUCUCGCUCCGUGUCUGUGACCACAGCUGGCCAGUGCCGCCUUGCACCACUCAUCCAGGUCAUCCUGGACUGCAGUCACCUCUAUGACUACACUGUCAAGCUGCUCUUCAAGCUCCACUCCUGUCUUCCAGCUGACACCCUGCAGGGCCACCGAGACCGCUUCAUGGAGCAGUUCACAAAGUUGAAAGAUCUGUUUCAGCGUUCCAGCAACCUACAGUACUUCAAGCGACUCAUUCAGAUCCCCCAGCUGCCUGAGAAUCCCCCCAACUUCCUACGAGCCUCGGCCCUGUCGGAGCACAUCAGUCCUGUGGUGGUGAUCCCAGCUGAGGUGUCAUCCCCAGACAGUGAGCCUGUCCUGGAGAAGGAUGACCUCAUGGACAUGGACGCCUCCCAGCAGACUUUGUUUGACAACAAGUUUGACGACGUCUUCGGCAGCUCAUUGAGCAGCGACCCCUUCAAUUUCAACAAUCAGAAUGGCGUGAACAAGGACGAGAAGGACCACUUGAUUGAACGCCUGUACAGAGAGAUCGGUGGACUGACAGGACAGCUGGACAACAUGAAGGUUGAGAGCCAGCGGGCCAUGCUGCAGCUGAAGGGUCGCGUCAGUGAGCUGGAGGCAGAGCUGGCCGAACAGCAGCACUUGGGACGACAGGCUACAGAUGACUGCGAGUUCCUGCGCACGGAGCUGGAUGAGCUGAAGAGGCAGCGAGAGGACACGGAGAAGGCACAGCGCAGCCUGACUGAGAUAGAAAGAAAGGCCCAGGCCAAUGAACAGCGAUAUAGCAAGUUAAAAGAGAAGUACAGUGAACUGGUGCAGAACCAUGCUGACCUGCUGCGGAAGAAUGCAGAGGUGACCAAACAGGUGUCUGUGGCCCGGCAAGCCCAGGUGGACUUGGAAAGAGAGAAAAAAGAACUAGCAGAUUCAUUUGCACGUGUAAGUGACCAGGCCCAGCAGAAGACUCAAGAGCAACAGGAUGUUCUAGAGAACCUGAAGCAUGAACUGGCCACCAGCAGACAGGAGCUGCAUGUCCUCCAUAGCAGCCUGGAAACCUCUGCCCAGUCAGAAGCGAAAUGGCUGAUGCAGAUCGCCGAGUUGGAGAAGGAACAAGGCAGCUUGGCGACUGCCGCAGCUCAGAGAGAGGAAGAGCUGUCAGCUCUCCGAGACCAGCUGGAAAGUGCCCAGAUCCAACUGGCCGGUGCCCAGGAAUCCAUGUGCCAGCAGGGAAAGAACCAGAGGAAAAUCCUCUUGGCAGGGAUCAGAAAGGUCGCAGAGCGUGAGGUACAGGAGGCGCUGAACCAGCUUGAAGAGCCUGCCCUCAUCAGCUGUGCCGGAUCCACAGAUCACCUUCUCUCCAAAGUCAACUCUGUUUCCAGCUGCCUCGAGCAACUGGAAAAGAGCCGCAGCCAGCAUCUGGCCUGCCCAGAAGAUAUUAGUGAGCUUCUACACUCGAUAACCCUGCUUGCCCACUUGACUGGUGACACUAUCAUUCAGGGAAGUGCCACCAGCCUCCGGGCCCCACCGGAGCCAGCCGACUCUCUGAUGGAGGCCUGUAGGCAGUAUGGCAGAGAAACCCUGGCCUAUCUGUCCUCCCUAGAGGAAGAGGGAGCCAUGGAGAAAGCUGACGUCUCAGCCAUGAGGAACUGCCUCAGCAAGAUCAAGACCCUUGGCGAGGAGCUGCUGCCCAGGGGCUUGGACAUCAAGCAGGAGGAGCUGGGUGACCUGGUGGACAAGGAGAUGGCAGCCACUUCAGCUGCCAUUGAAGCUGCCACCACUCGGAUAGAGGAAAUUCUCAGUAAAUCCCGAGCCGGAGACACGGGAGUCAAGUUGGAGGUGAACGAGAGGAUCCUUGGUUCCUGCACCAGCCUGAUGCAAGCCAUCAAGGUGCUCGUGGUGGCCUCCAAAGACCUGCAGAAGGAGAUAGUGGAAAGCGGCAGGGGUACUGCAUCCCCUAAAGAAUUUUAUGCCAAGAACUCUCGGUGGACAGAAGGGCUUAUAUCCGCCUCCAAAGCUGUUGGUUGGGGAGCGACCAUCAUGGUGGAUGCUGCUGAUCUUGUGGUCCAAGGCAAAGGGAAGUUCGAGGAGCUGAUGGUGUGCUCACGUGAGAUUGCUGCGAGCACAGCCCAACUCGUGGCUGCAUCCAAGGUGAAAGCGAACAAGGGCAGUCUCAAUCUAACCCAGCUGCAGCAGGCCUCUCGGGGAGUGAACCAGGCCACGGCUGCUGUGGUGGCCUCAACAAUUUCCGGCAAAUCUCAGAUUGAGGAAACAGACAGCAUGGACUUCUCAAGCAUGACCCUGACCCAGAUCAAGCGCCAGGAGAUGGACUCCCAGGUUAGGGUGCUGGAGCUGGAAAAUGACCUGCAGAAGGAGCGUCAGAAACUAGGAGAGCUUCGGAAGAAACACUACGAGCUGGCUGGCGUUGCUGAGGGCUGGGAGGAAGGGACUGAAACAUCACCUUCUACGGUCCAAGAAGCAGUACCGGACAAAGAGUAGAGCCAUGUCAGCGCCCCACACGUCAGAAUGUAAAUCCUUGUUACCCUUCUGUGACGCUCGCUCCCCACUAUGGCAUACCAGGUCCUUGUAGGCCUCUCCAGUGACAUAAGCUGAAGGCCAUCGGGUCUCCUCAUGACACCACCUCUGUUUGCAUGCAUGAUGAGUUCUUCCCCUGUGUCCCUGGCGUACAGGCAGACCAGGGUCAGCCAGGAGCAAGCUCAGGUCCACAGAAAAACAGCGACAUGGCCAACCCAUCUUGCCCAAUAUCCAUUUCCUCACCGGUCAUGUCCUUCUUAGAGAGGCUUCUUGUCACUGGGAGCUUGGAGAGGGGACAGCUUACACCUGUUCUUUUUCCCCCUCCUCAGUCCUUUGCAUUUUGUCCUUUGCACAAACUUGUGAGCAUCCGAACUCCGCUGGAUUCCAAACAGACUGUCUGAAUCUGCUGUUGGGAAGAACUCGAAGGAACGGCUGGCCUCCACACUGCGCUUUUGGCAGUUAGAUGGCUCCCCUAACUGCUUAUCAUUAGGUGGUCGUUUGGGUCUUUUGGUUUCCUGUUUUUAAAGUUUCACACAGCCAACUUUCCCAAAAAAGGAUUCCUAGCCCAGCCCCACCCUGAGCUCUGAGCCUUCUGAGAGGAAGCCCUCCCCCACGCCACACGUCAAGGUGCGGCUCAGGCUAUGCUUUGGUGCUCCAGCUUAGCAGUCCCGUCCGUCAGCCAGGGCUGCUACCCAGGGUGACAGACUGCUCUCCUUGGAAGUCUGAAGCUGAGCUAGUGCCUUUACUUUCCGACCUGGAUGCCAGCCCAGGGCCUCUGUCCUCCUUCACAAGCCAGGAAGCACCACAAUUGAAAAGAAAGAAAAUGGUGCCAGGGCCCAGCUGUUCAGGGGACAUAUUUUUUUAGGAGCUCCCGUCACCAGGUUCACCGCCUGUCACCUGCUGGAAUGGAGCCAGUGUGAACACUACAUCCCCAAACUUCCUGUGCCAUGUCAGUUGGGUCACAUCCCUGUCAAACCUAGGCAAGGCCCCAGGAGGGGCAAAUAUAAAGGAACGUUAAGUGGUUCCUGCUCCAUCUGCCGCUUCUGCAUCCUAUUGAACCAGCAAAAGAUGGUUCCCUGUGCUACUUACCCAACAGGCCACAGGAUCAGGCCCACUUGCUCCCAUCAGGAAACGAACUCGGCUCGGUGUAAGACUCUCCAUAUUUAUUACUAACAAUCUUUAUGCAGCACCUGCCCCAGAGAUGCUUGUAGCAAUCAGGACCAGGGGUAACUGACCAGGCGUGCCCACCACCAUCAGUCUUCACAGAUCACAGAGCAAACUCGCCAUCCCCGGGGAUUUCCAGGCUUGGAUUCCAAAGCGGCCAGGUUCCUCAAAACAUUGAGGAACAGGGCAGAGGAGGAAGCGACCACUGGCUACGAUACCGCCCCUAUCACCACCCACCCACUUUUGCUCCCACACAGACAGGAUGGGGACAGAGGGCGCCCUGCCUAGUCACAAGCAGCUGGACAGCACUUUUCAACUCCCUAAUGGACCGCUGAUCUAAGUGACCUUGUGAUGUGUGCAGUGGGGCAGGGAGGUGGCUUCUUCUUUGUCUGUAGUAACACAUAGGUGGCAGCCAUCAAGUACUUCUUUGAGCAUGUCCCCAUGGGGCACAGCUUAGCUUUGCUGGGUGAUGGGUUGUGAGACAAAUGUUUGAUCACUGUGAACCAACCUUCUUCCUGACCCUCUCACCCCCACUCUGUCCCCAGAGCGGGGCACUCCAAAAACUCCCAGAGAUCCAGAUGACCGCUGUGACCUAUGACCUCCACACUGGGCUAAAGGAGUUAAUCUACAGUAGAAACGGGCCAUUCUGGAGCUAGAAGAAUGUGUCUCGGGUCCAAGGAGUGGCAUUGUUGGCUCGUUUGUGCCAAUGCAGCCAGUCCGUGUGUUCCCUGUCAGUCACCUUUCCCAAUGGUGGCCAUAGAGUCCUUUCUUUUAGAGUCACUCCCAUGUGUCCCAGCGAGAAGAAAUCAGACACACAGCAAUAGAGGGGGGUUCUCUGAAUAAACGAUGAACCCAUCUAAAAAGCCACUGUCAUUUUAAAAACCCCAGUAAACUCUGCCUGGGUAGUGAAACAGUCAAGCACCUCGAGGUAAGUCAGCAGCACAGAAGGGUCCCUGCCUGCUUUGUGUCACAUCAGGACUUUGCAAUAGCUCCAGAAGCUGGCCUUUCUUCAGCCAGGCAGGCUGGCUGGCACACACCCGGAACCUCGGCACUCAGGAGACCGAGGCAGGGAGACAAUGAAUUUACAUACCUUGUCUCAAAAAAAAAACCAAAACAAAACAGGAUUUAUAUGUUUGUUUAUAGAGAUUUAUAUAACUGGUUUUUGGAGACAGGGUCUCACUACACAGUUCUGGCUGGCCUCGAACUAGCUAUGUCCACCUUAUUGUUCUUCAGGUCACAGAGGUUCUCCUUCCUCUGUCUCCCAAAUGCUGGGAUCAAAGGUGUGAGCCAUCUCACCCAGUUGAGACCGUAAUUUGGGGUUUUUUUUUGUUGUUGGUUUUUGGUUUUUUUGUUUUGUUUUGUUUUUUGUUUUGGCUCUGCUGCUCCUAAACAUGAGUCUCUAACCUGGUGGCUGGUCAAACCAGACUGGCAAUUCUUACAGCUCCAAAGGAACCUCACAGCCUUCCUCCCCACAUCCCCAGGCUUCUGCGACUGAAGUCUGCUGCGAUGGGUGUAGGGAGAUCCUCAAGUCGGGGAACUGGAGGGCUGGAGAGGUGGCUCAGCUGUCAAGUGUGCCUCCCUCUCUCCCAGAGGACCCAAACUCAGUUCUCAACACCCACGUAGGCCACAACCACCUUUAACUCCAGCUCCAAGGGAUCCAACGGCCUCUGCUGCAUGUGCUCAUACAGAAGUGCCCACAUACUUUUAAGUAAAAUAACUCCUGAAAAAAUAACUGUAAAGACAGAAAAUUGGCAAAAUAAUGGCUCGGGUUGGGGUGAGAGAAAAACUCGAAUCCAGCUGUGUCUCAUUUAGGUAAUGCAGUUUCCUGAUGCCUCGAAAUUAAGCAGAGGUGUGUGCUUAGAAGAUCUACUUCUGGGGGGUUAGGUCAUAGCUCAAAAAGGAAUUUAAAUAACUAUACCAGGUUUGUCAGUGCGCAACUAUAAUCCCAGCAUUGGGAAUCUGAGGCAGUAGGACUGUGAGUUCAGGUCUAGCCUGGGCUAUGUGCUAAGACCUUAUCUCUAAAACAAAGAUCAGACUAUGAUUUAAAUGGCUUAUUGACUGUACUGCCCACAACACGAUUCCUAUUUAUAAGCCCUGAGCCCAGGAGCUGGGAGAAUCAAAUAUCCAGGGCAUCCUGUCUCAGAACUGGUGUGGCUGCCAAGUCAGACACCAGGGUUUAUACCAGGUAACCCAGGGUCACAAGUACUUGUCAUUCUGGUCACAUUAGGGUGCUGUGGCCUCUUAGGAGGUGUUGGUCCUCAUCUUGUGUCUUGGGGAGUUUUUACUUCUUGGUCAGUGACUCGGUUGUAGAGGGUCUCUGGCACUCUUUGACUCUGAAUUUUAAAGCUGGCCAACAUGCUACUCUCGGUUGCCUUUCCAUAUCUCUAGAGACCUUGCUAGAGAAGCAAGUCUGUGGCCCAACAUUGACCUGCCAGUAAGAAUGGCCUUGCACUCUGCCUUCGGAUCAUCUGUGCUAGCCUUCUAACCAGAGUGGGCUUUGCUUUCUCUCUACCAUCUCUGAUCAUCUUCCAAGUUGGCAUCUUCAUCUUGGUGUCUCCACGUUGACCUUCAACCAGAGCAGCUGCGCCCUCUCUCUGCCAUCUUGGAUCCUCCAUAUUGGCCUUCCAAACAAAGGAGCUUUGUCGUCUUUCCACCUUUCAGGUUCUCAGAGACCACACUGUAACAUUGGAAACUACCGUGACAGCACUUGCCAGCCAGCAACAGUGACCCAGAAGAGCUAUUUGGCUCCCAGGAGCCAAAGCCAGGAAUGGUUGUUUAGACAUGACUGGAUCCAGCCGUGAGGAUAGAGCCUUCCAGACAUGUGUUUCAGGUGACCCUCAACUACCUCAGGUUUGAAGACCCUAAGUUAACCUUGAUUACCACUCUAGGGACAAACCGAGGAAUCUGGUUAAAUCUUGGUGAUAAACUAAAUGUCUCAAGCUUAUAACAAACUCUCAAACCGUGCAGGGAUGGGGUUGAUUUUUGUUUAUGCCCACCCCCUUCUGUUUUUAACCUUUUCCACCAUUUUCCAUUAUAGUAGUCCCUAUAAGUGAAUUUCACUUUUUACAGAGUGCCUACCUUCCCAGGGCGGGUAGCCACUGGCUCUUGUUUCCUCCCCACAGGACUUUUAUUAUGGAAUGAAGACCUUUGUAUAAUGCA